Solanum pennellii is the source of this 845-nucleotide messenger RNA. RefSeq lists its product as uncharacterized. Gene Ontology annotation, cellular component: chloroplast. The transcript is spliced from 3 exons. Gene Ontology annotation, molecular function: N-acetyltransferase activity. Lineage: Eukaryota; Viridiplantae; Streptophyta; Magnoliopsida; Solanales; Solanaceae. Gene Ontology annotation, biological process: N-terminal protein amino acid acetylation. The record is from RefSeq and is a predicted model, not a curated record.
UUUAGCUUGCACAGAGGAUAGAUAUGUAGAGCAGGAAAGAGAGAAAAGGUACAUAAAAUGGCAAUUGGAGGGACAACAUGCCUGAAUGUGGGUAUCAAGAUCCCAUUUGGGUUUCCUGUUUCCAAAAUUACAAGGCUUCUCCCAAAUCCUUCUCUUCGCUCUCAACAUCAGGUUUAUGUAGGGCCAAUCAAGUUGCUGACCUUUUUCCAACUAUAUCACCUGAGGUUUAUCUUAGGAAGGCAAGGUUGGAGGACUGCUGGGAAGUGGAUGAGACUCACUACAGCUCCUUCUUCCCUGAAUAUUCUUUCCCUCUUGAUUUUUUCUUGAGAAUUGAUAGGCUGAUAGCAAUGCUUUUUGGAUUCUCCAUCCCAAAUAGAUGCCAGAGAACUUGUCUUGUUGAUGUUCUUGGAAGCAGAGAUGAAGAGGCUUGCUUGUUAGGUACAGAAGACCUCAAACUUGGAGGAUUUUAUGGACGAUUGAGUCUCAACAAGGUUUACGUGACUGGAAUAUUGAGCGUGGAUACUGUAGAUGAUUUCCUUCUCAGAAAAGGACCAUUAAGGCAUAGAAGGAAAGGGAUUGCGUAUAUAUCAAAUGUUGCGGUACGGAUAAUAUACCGUCGAAAAUGGAUAGCAAAGAAGCUUGUAAUGAAAGCAGAGGCAUAAGCCAAGAGCUGGGGAUGUCGUGCAAUUGCUUUACAUUGUGACACUAGCAACCCUGGAGCCACAAAACUGUAUAUAGGACAAGGCUUCAGAAUCAUCAAAGUUCCAGAAGGGGCAAACUGGCCUCAACCCAGGACUUCCUCUAAUAUCGAGUUUGUUUUCUUGAUGAAAUUACUGGACGUAUAA